This is a messenger RNA of Bactrocera dorsalis (oriental fruit fly), 1458 nucleotides long. It is a transcript of the gene shv, whose product is annotated as dnaJ homolog shv. The transcript has 3 exons. The record is from RefSeq and is a predicted model, not a curated record. Gene Ontology annotation, biological process: protein maturation; protein folding. Gene Ontology annotation, cellular component: endoplasmic reticulum. The coding region runs from base 161 to 1228 and encodes 355 amino acids. Gene Ontology annotation, molecular function: misfolded protein binding. NCBI's taxonomy places the organism in Eukaryota, Metazoa, Arthropoda, Insecta, Diptera, Tephritidae.
AAUCAGCGCUAACCACGAACACGCACACAAAAAUAUUGUUAGUGUAUCAAUAUAAUUCGCACAUUUGCCAGCAAAGUUCGAAGAUAAGAAUUAAAUCAAAUCGUAUAAAUUAUGAAAAUAAAUAACUACAUUAAAUAAGUGAGGACUUAAAAUUUCAACGAUGAGAACUUUAGCCUUUAUCUUGCUGGUGCAAAUUGCAUUUUGCCUGUUAAGUGUCGCUUUUGCGGGUCGAGAUUUCUACAAAAUUCUUAAUGUAAAAAAGUCGGCCUCAACAAAUGAAAUUAAAAAAGCAUACAGAAAACUUGCAAAAGAACUGCAUCCAGACAAAAACAAGGAUGAUCCCUCAGCUUCUGAGAAAUUUCAAGAUUUGGGUGCGGCGUAUGAAGUACUAUCCGAUCCGGACAAAAGAAAAACAUAUGAUCGAUGUGGCGAGGAAUGUCUUAAAAAAGAUGGAAUGAUGGAUCAUGGAGCAGACCCUUUCGCCAGUUUCUUUGGUGAUUUUGGUUUUCACUUUGGUAACGGUGAUCCACAUGAACAUCAAACUGCUCGCGGAGCCAAUAUUGUAAUGAAUUUAUAUGUGACUUUGGAAGAGUUGUAUUCUGGCAACUUUGUAGAAAUUGUUCGAAACAAGCCGGUGCUAAAACCGGCUUCCGGUACACGUAAGUGUAACUGCCGUCAAGAAAUGGUAACUCGCAAUUUGGGUCCCGGCCGUUUCCAAAUGAUACAGCAAACGGUAUGUGAUGAAUGUCCAAACGUUAAACUUGUCAAUGAGGAGCGUACAUUAGAAGUUGAAGUUGAAGCAGGUAUGGUAGAUGGGCAAGAAACACGUUUUGUGGCCGAAGGUGAGCCCCACUUGGAUGGAGAGCCCGGCGAUCUUAUAAUUAAAAUUAUGCAAACUCCGCAUAAGAGUUUCCAAAGAAAAGGUGAUGAUUUGUACACAAACGUUACAAUAAGUUUACAGGAUGCGCUUAUUGGAUUUACUAUGAACAUCACACAUUUGGAUGGACACGCUGUGAGCAUUACUCGAGAAAAAAUAACGUGGCCAGGUGCACGGAUUCGUAAGAAGGGUGAAGGUAUGCCAAAUUAUGAAAAUAAUAAUUUGCAAGGCAAUCUUUAUAUUACAUUCGAUGUGGAGUUUCCAAAGAAAGAGUUGACCGAUGCCGAAAAAGAAGAUCUUAAAAAAAUACUUGAUCAGGCGUCCAUUAACAGGGUGUACAACGGGCUGUGAAAUUAAUUCGCUGAUAAUUUUUAGUUAUUUAAAGAACAUCUUGUCUAAAAUGUUUUUAGACAAGCGAACUAGUAAUAUUUAAAUUGUAACAUAUAUUUUGAACUUUAAAAUUAAGUUAUUUUUUAACGUCAGCUUAAAUAGAUUCAAUUGAAAUAAUGAAAUUAAAUUUUAAGUUAUUACAAAAUACCAAAUGAUGCUCCUUACGACGAAAUAUAACAUUUUUGUUUAAA